CGGGAAGAUCCGAUCGUCGGGAUGUCAAGCGGCGGCGUGGCCAUGCCCGCGCCGAGCUACCUCCAGGACCUUCGCUCGCGCACGGACGCCGCCCUCCAGGUGCAGCGAAUGUGGAGCGCUGGCCGCCUGGAGCCCAUUACGGUGCACUUUGGCCCGGGCUUCCUUGGCCUUGGCUUUGGGCUUUCGACCGACGUGGCCUACUCGGCGCGCAUUCAGGACCUACCGACGCUGCCCGAUGGUACGGCAGGCGCAGCAGCGCUCUACAAUGCGUCGACGACGGAGGCGGCCAAGCGACUGGUGCCGGGACUGCUUCUGACGCACGUCAACGACGCAGACAUGUCGAACCUCGCCUAUGUGGACACUCUCGAACGCGUUCAAGCGGUGGGCCGGCCCGUAAAGCUUCGCUUCGCCGCGCCAAAGCUCCGUGCUGCCACGAGCGAGGUCGAUAUGUCCCACAGCACAAGCAAUGCAGUCACACUCCGUGCGUUUGAAGCCGUGCAGCAAGGCCAUUUUCUCGUUCUCCUCGAGCUCUGGCCGGCCGUCGACGUGCUGUCGCGUCACCCGAGCGACGCACGGUCGCUUCUGCAUGUCGCCGCACGCUACAAGAACGAUGCUGUCGUUAGUUGGCUCCUCGAGCAGCCCCACGGCGCUGACCUCGCAUGCACCCGGAACGCCCAAGGCCGCUUGCCCCUCCACGACGCCAUGUCAGGUGGCGUCCUCAGUAUCUGCGAUCGCCUCUACGCGACGCACCCGGAGGCGCUCAACGUCGGUGACGACCGAGGCGUCUCGUGCGUGCACUUGGCCGCAGGCAACGGCCACGUGCAUCUGUUUCCAUGGCUUCUCCGCCACGGCGCGCCCUUGCACAGCACGAGCGUGGACGGCAAGACAGCGCUGCACUACGCAUGCGCGCAAGGCCACCUGGAGGUGGUCAUUUUCCUCCUCAAACACGGCGGCAGCGUCAGUGCCGUCGACAUUCACCAGUGCAACUGCCUCCACUACACUGCGCUGCACGGACACCUCGACCUCGCGCAGUGGCUCGUGUUCCAGACGCCGAUCCCGCUCACGCAGCGCAACGCCAAACGACUUUUGCCCAGCGACAUGGUGCCUGCGGGCAACGACGAGCUCAAGGAGUUUCUCGAGCUCGUGAGCGCCGAGCCAUUGCCACCCCGCGGGUUUCACGCCGCCGACGCGCAGGCGACGCUGGUGCGCCUCGCGUGGUCUGUGGACGCAGUGCCCUUGGAGUUUCGGUACCCACUUCGUCCAUACCGAGCACAAGCGAACUGCGGUAGGUGCACCGAGGUGGCGACGCUCGAGCUCGAGUAUGGCCGCGCGUACAUUGGGGGGUGGGAGCCCUACCCCGUGCGCCUGGAUGCGACGGCCACGAGCUGUGUGGUGCCAGAGCUGCAGCCGAACACCGAGUACAGCUUUCGACUGCGAGUCUGGAACGAGAAUGGAUCCUCUGCAUUUGUGAAAACGACGGCGCGGACACUGCCUGCGACGUCGACGUCGUCGGCGGUCGUCCGUCUUGUCGGUGCCGAGGCCCGGCGCUUGCCGCGCACCCACGCCAGCCACCGGUUUUACAUGACGCUGUGCGUCUCGCCUGGCCAUUGUGUGCGCAGCGACCUUGGACGACUCCAGCCCGCGUUCGGCCAUGACGUCGACGCCUACCGCCACCCGCAGUGGUCGCUGUCGCUGCCUGUCGUCGUCUCCGAGCCAACGGAGCUGCGUGUUGCUGUCUACGGCGUCGCCGACGAUGGGCCGUACCUUGUGGGUCGAGCGACGACGACGGUGCAGCGAGAGAUGCCACGCAGUGUAUGGCUGCGCCUCGACAACGCCGACGCCAACGAAGGCGCCGUGGCGCUUCUCUUUGACACCACGGACGACGCCGGGGACGCGACGGACCACUACGGCUUUGUGGUACCGUCCUCCCACAUGCGGGCCUACCGGUAUGCAUCGGCGCUGGCCAACUGCACCGAGAUCUACCGGCAAACCGCGUGGGCGCGCGCGUGUCCGACCACCGCCGAUGCAGAUGGGCACAUGGCGUGGCACGACAUCUCGGUCGUCGAUGACCACGCAGCGCUCGAGGCGUUGGCGUGGGCUGGUGUGCCCCGGGAUCUGCGCCGACAUGUCUACUUUAUCGGCGGCCGCGCGGCGACCAUGCAAGCGGCGGCCGGCGCGGGUUACUACACGCAGCUUGUCGCGAUGGACAAGGCGACGAUCCGAGACUAUUACCUCAUUGCCUCGGACGUCCAGCGCACGUUUGCGGAUCAGCCGAUGAUGCAAUCCGUGCGACCCCGGCUCGAGCGACUCCUCCUCGCCUUCGUCGCACAUGCGCCGUCCUUGGGUUACUGCCAGAGUAUGAACUACCUUGGCGCGCGGCUCUUGACGCUGUACGCGAACGAGCAGGACGACGACGACGAGCGGGCGUUUUGGGUGUUUGCGUCGCUGUGCCUUGAGAAGUUUCCCACGUAUUACAAUGCCGGGCUGGACGGCCUCCACACGGACGGCGCGGUGCUGGAGCGGCUCCUGCGGUCGCGCCUCCCGCGGCUCAGCGCCCACUGCCGGUCGUUGAAGACGCCGAUGCCGCUGCUCGCGGCCCAGUGGUUCCUCCCGCUCUUUUGCCAAACGCUCCCGACCGAAACGACGUACCGACUCCUCGACGUCAUCGUGCUGCAGCGGUCGACAGCCGUUGUCUUCGCCCUCGUUUUGGCCCACCUGCGGCUCGCGGCGCCGCGGCUCCUCGCGACGCACGACUACAUGGACUUUACCGCGGAAGUCCGCCACGUCGAAGCCGGUCUCUACGACGUGGACCCGCUGCUCGAGAUGGCAGCCAAAGAGCACUUUAGCCUCGGCGACGACGCCACGUUGCUGCGCGCGAGCGAGGGGUAGGGCUUACUAAUCUUGAUAACUC
This is a messenger RNA of Saprolegnia parasitica CBS 223.65, 2911 nucleotides long. RefSeq lists its product as hypothetical. The coding region runs from base 22 to 2889 and encodes 955 amino acids. The transcript has 17 exons. Gene Ontology annotation, molecular function: protein binding. The record is from RefSeq and is a predicted model, not a curated record. NCBI's taxonomy places the organism in Eukaryota, Oomycota, Saprolegniomycetes, Saprolegniales, Saprolegniaceae.